Molecule: messenger RNA, 240 nt
Organism: Helobdella robusta
Lineage: Eukaryota; Metazoa; Annelida; Clitellata; Rhynchobdellida; Glossiphoniidae
Exons: 1
Biological process (GO): extrinsic apoptotic signaling pathway in absence of ligand; intrinsic apoptotic signaling pathway in response to DNA damage; regulation of apoptotic process
Cellular component (GO): mitochondrial outer membrane
Molecular function (GO): protein homodimerization activity; protein heterodimerization activity
Source: RefSeq, a predicted model, not a curated record
CUGUUCAGUGAUGGCACGAUAAGCUGGGGACGAAUAACGAUUCUUUUCCUUUUCGGUUACAGAAUCGCCAUAUCGGUUCUCCGCACCGGCUUCAGUCAGAUGAUUGAGAAGUUCGUGGCGUGUCUGGUCGAAGUGAUCAUUCGUGAAAAGAUAACUACGUGGAUUGCACAACAGGGCGGAUGGGUUAGCGCUUCUGUUUAUAUCACUCAUUAUUUCUACCCGUGGUGGCUCAGUAGUUAG